Dreissena polymorpha is the source of this 4074-nucleotide messenger RNA. RefSeq names its product kinesin-like protein KIF28. Gene Ontology annotation, cellular component: microtubule; kinesin complex. The coding region runs from base 167 to 3403 and encodes 1078 amino acids. NCBI's taxonomy places the organism in Eukaryota, Metazoa, Mollusca, Bivalvia, Myida, Dreissenidae. Gene Ontology annotation, molecular function: microtubule motor activity; ATP binding; microtubule binding. Gene Ontology annotation, biological process: cytoskeleton-dependent intracellular transport; microtubule-based movement. The transcript is spliced from 24 exons. The record is from RefSeq and is a predicted model, not a curated record.
AUUGUUCAAACCAUUAGGAAUGUGUGUUUUUAUUUUUGUGUCAGAUAUUUAAUUUCGUCGUAUGAAAACUACAGAAGAGACUAAAAUGAAGCAAGUGUCGAUAUAAAAUGGAAAAUAUAUGUACUGAGGAGUUCUUUUAAAGAAAUAUAACACUAGCAGCUUGAUAAUGGCACUGGAAGCGGUAAAGGUUGCUGUGCGGGUCAGGCCUUUUAAUCAGAGAGAGAUAGACAGACAGGCAAAAUGUGUGAUCAAAAUGGAUGGACAGAUGACCAUGAUCUACAAUCCAGAUGCUCCAAAUGAAGACCCAAAGAAAUUUUCAUUUGAUUAUUCAUACUGGUCACAUGAUGGGUUCCGUAUGACACCUGAUGGAAGCGCGGAGCCAGUCAGAGGAAGUACAUACGCUUGUCAGCGGACAGUUUUUGACGACCUCGGCCAGGGGGUCCUGAACAAUGCUUUUGAAGGUUACAAUUGUUCCUUGUUCGCCUAUGGACAGACCGGUUCUGGAAAGUCCUACUCUGUUGUGGGAUAUGGAGUUAACAGGGGUAUUAUUCCAAUCACUUGCGAUGAGUUGUUUAAAACCAUGUCAACAAACAAUGACCCAAAUAAACGUUACGAGGUCCUGUUUUCCAUGCUGGAAAUCUACAAUGAACAAGUGCGUGAUCUGCUUUCAAAGGACAACCCUAAGGGCGGCCUUAAUGUUCGACAAAACCCCAAACUGGGCAUGUUUUAUGUGGAGGGUCUGAAAAAGGUUCCUGUGGGAAGCUACUCAGAGAUUGAAAAAAGAAUGGAGCAAGGCACCCAGUCUCGAACAGUGGCAUCAACAAACAUGAACGCCACCAGCAGUAGAGCUCACACAGUAGUCACCAUAGUUUUCGACCAGAUUAUCAAGACAAACAACGGCGAAACCAAGAAGAGUUCAACGAUGAACUUGGUGGACUUGGCUGGGUCGGAGAGAGCUGACAGCACAGGAGCUACUGGGGACAGAUUGAAAGAAGGGGCUAACAUCAACAAGUCCCUCUCAGCCCUGGGAAAUGUCAUCUCAGCUCUAGCUGACCUGUCCAUGGGCAAGAAGAAAGUCAUGGUGCCCUAUCGAGACUCCAUCCUUACUAAACUACUACAGAACGCUCUUGGUGGGAACAGUAAAACCAUUAUGAUUGCCGCUUUGUCGCCAGCCGAUAUAAAUUAUGACGAGACACUGAGUACCUUGCGUUAUGCAGAUCGAGCAAAGAAAAUUCAGAAUAAGGCGGUCAUCAAUGAAAAUCCUCUUGACAAAUUGAUCAGAGAACUGAAGGAGGAGAAUGAUCGUCUCCGUAGGGCCAUGGAAGGGGGUGGCAUGACUUUCAAGCAGGAGGCCGGCAUGUCACCAGAAGAUAUAGAUCGCAUGCGUCGCCAGAUGGAAGAAGAGAUUAGAGCCCAGUUGCUGGCCAAUCAACAGUUGUUAGAGGAAUCAGAAAACACACAGACUUGGGACCAGAAGUUGGCGGCUGCCCAACAAGAGACAGACGCUUUGGAUGAGGGGUCCAAAAUGGACCGCCGCAAGAUGGACAUUCACCUCAUCAAUCUUAAUGAAGAUCCCAUGCUGUCUGGUGUCAUUGUUCACUUUGUCAAGGACGGGCAGACAACCAUUGGCCGAAAUGAUGCAGAACAUGCGCAGAGUAUUUGCCUCAGUGGUCUAAGUAUCCAGAAGGAGCAUGCAGUGUUGAUGUGCAAGAACAACAUAGUAGAGAUAGAGCCAGUGUCGGGAAGUGGAUCCAAGACCAAGGUCAACGGCGUGCCCUUGACUACCAAGAAGAAACUUGUGCACAAGGACAGGCUGCUGUUUGGCUCCAACCACCUGUACGUGUUUAUGAACCCCAAGAAGACUGAGGUGACUGAAGAUCUUCCAGCAGAGAUCACGUGGGAGUUUGCACAGAAGGAGAUUGCUCAGGUGAAAGGGUUCGCCACUGCCAUGGGAGCUGGCAUGUCAAAAGAUCAGCAGAUUGCUCAAGAGCAGGUGCUGGAAAUUCUGCCUAUGGUGUCUGAGGUUAACGCAAUUUCAGAGGAACUGAACAAACAUAAAUCGUUUGAGGUUGUGCUCAUAUCUGCCGCCGCUCAAGAAGCCGCGUACGGCACUACAACUAGCACCUCAGUUACAGUAAAAAUGAAGAACUUACUGAAUGAAAACACCUGGCUCUGGGAGAGGGGCAAGUUUAUGAACAGACGCUACUUGAUACAGGACCUGUAUCAGAAGUUCUUAGACGGGGACGACAUAUCCAAGAUCCCCAAGGAGGAAGACCCAUUCUGGGAGCCCACAGAGGACGUCAUGAUUGGCUCGGCUAACGUGUUCCUCCAGUCGCUCUCGUAUGCGCUCGACUUUGAGGACAAGAUCAUGGUCACGGACUACAAGGGUCAGGAAGAGGGCUUCAUUGUCAUACACGUGGCCCCCUGCCAGAAGGACGGCAAGCCUCUGGAGGAGGAGGCUUUUGUGGACAACCCUAAGGAGCUACUUGGAAAACCCUACCAUUUUAAGGUGACAGUCAAACACGGGGAAAUCUUCAAGUCCCGGUUUCUGAAAGGAAUACAAGUGAAAUACAGAGUGUACAAAGAUAAAGAUCUAACCGAAACAAAACUGAUGAAAAAUACCCUAAAACCAGAGUUUAAGCAUUCAAAGAUGUUUUCUUUCAACAAAAUCACAAAGGAACAUUUGGAGUUUUUCGAGGGGGGAUGUAUAACGUUCAUGGUAUAUGGCACACAGGAAGAUACAGUUCCAGAUCCCAAGCUUCUGAACUACACAACUCGAGAGUUACGCCAGAUGGAGCUAGGACAGGGUCCUGCCCACGCAGGUGUCACACGUCGUAACACUCACUUCGCCCUGGAGACAGCCUCCGACCAAUCACAUCUCAAGACUGAGGUCCUGUUGCUACAGAGAAAGUACGAGAGGCUAGCGGCGAAAGAACGCCGCAUGCAGGAUAUCUGCAAGGAAUGGGAGAGCAAGCCAGCCAGUGAAAAGCAGUUUGAGCCGUUUUAUAGGGCAGUCUCGGCGGUAGCUCAUAGUUCUGGUACUCGGCUUAAAACUCGAGUGGUUCUUCUGAACCAGAUCAUGAAAGCUGAGAAAUAUCUACAAGAAAGAAGAGCUAGUCAGCCUAUAAACGCUGAUGCUAAUGACAUCAGUAAUAAAAAGCAUAAGAAUACAAAUGUUGAGGAUGACGUGAUAAGCAUCUAUGCCUUUGGUGAGGAGGAAGACGAUCUAUGUAAUGAGGCCGAACAAAAUGGCGGAAUGAUUACAUACGAGAAAGUCAAGCAUCUGCAUCACAAAGAUCUUCAACUUACGCGAUCCAAAUCCUUUAUGGAUGUAAGACUAUCAAGUGUAUGGAACCCUCACAGCUUUUGCUUUGAUAUCUUGUUUGCACAUGUUGGAUUUUAACCUGUUCCCGUUUCUUUACAAUUGCAAUGUUUUGUAUAGCCUGUAUGUUUGAAAUGGAUUGGUUCUCUUUUUCAGUUUACCUUUGUUCAAUAUCUAUUUUAAACCUUUUGUUCCGUUUGUGUGUUCCCAGCAUGGCUUGUUUGCAGGGGGCUGCAAGUUUUACACCACUGUCUACAUGCAUUCUGGUAGUAUUUUGUCUUAAGAUCUUGCACAAACCAUAUUAGUCCUUGUUUGAAUGUUCGGAUUUAUUUUUGUUUUGUUUUGCGCCAUUAUUUAGUGUUGCCAGUAAAAGGAAUUUUAAGGAAAUAAACCACUCCCUGAGACCGGGAUAACAAAAGCUUUUUAAAGAUGAAAAAAUAAAUUAUUUUUUAGACAAAUAACCAACACUGUAUAACAACAUUUUCAAUGUAGUCACUUUCCCAAUCACAUCAUUAAAAAGAUUUCAGCAGCGUUUCUCUCACAGGUAUCAAACCAUACAGCACACAAUACUCUAUUUCGUUAGUCACAGGGCUUUUACACCUGUCAAAACUACAGCAAAACUUCUGAUAAGCUUACCGGUAUAUUUCCUUACCAACCUGCUACUUUUGUUACAGGUUUUAACCUUUGAUGCUAUUGAAAUCGAAUCAAUAUUAUGUGACUAAUUAAAAUUCAAACAUUUUAAUCUACAAGUA